UGUUCACAGACUGUUGUUUUAGUGGCGUUUUUUUCUUACCAAUAUUCGUGAUAUUGCAGUUAUUAUCAAGGAAAAUAGUCGUUUUUUUUAUUUGUAAGUGUCGUGAGCCCAUUAAUUAAAGAAAGAUAGAUAACGAGAAGAAACUUGGAGACGGUGUGAAAAGUGGGGACUGAAUAUAACCAGGAGCGGUCAGAAAUUUCAGUCCCCCCCCCCCACUACAUGAAUUGUUUGGAAAAACUAAGACGUAACAAAGAUAGAAUUUUGGCUGUCUUUGGAGGAUUUUUAAUUUAUGUCUGUCUGGGGUAUUACCUUACGUUCGGUAAUAUGACUACUUAUAUGACCUCCUAUCUCAAACUUCGAGUGGAUGAAAGCAUCACCUACACUCGGUCUUUGUGGAUUCUAAGCACGUGCAUAAUCGGCAGAGGUUUUAUUACAGUGCUUGGUGGAUAUUUAGAACAGAAGAUAGGAACACGAUGGCCUGUAGCGAUUGGUUGUUUAUUUUUCAGUUUAUCUGUGUUCCUGACGGCAUGGUCAAUAAAAGCUGGAUUUGGAGCCGUCGUUAUAGUUUACGGAUUGCUACAAGGUUUCGGACUGGGAUUAGACUAUAUCCCACCUCUUGUGACACCAGUAAAGUGGUUUCCUGAAAAGAGUGGUCUUGCUACCUCUUUUAUCUCCUGUGGGUUUGGUGUUGGUCCUCUCAUAUUUAACAACGUUAUAACAUCUUAUCUGAAUCCAAAGAACGUUUCACCGAAUGAAGAUGGCUACUUUACGGACGAUGAUUUGCUAGACAGACUUCCCUAUGUUUUGCUGAUUUUAACGGGACUAUUGGUUUUAUUUCAAGUCACGGCUUGUAUCUUGCUAAAACCACACCCGGAUUUCGAUAAAAACAAAAAUCCAUUUCGUCGUGGAAUAAGAAAUAAAAAUUCUAAAAAAAUAAAAAGUAGUCUCAAUAAAAAUUUAACAACAACAACAAUUUGUAGUGAUGGAACUAUCAACGACAACAGUAUUAACCGACCAGAUGAUGUAACGUUGAUAAAAUUUAACCGAAAUAAUUGUUCAGUUGAGACACGUUCAUCAACUCUUUACAAUGAAAGUCCAAUUCAGACUCCAUCUAGUGUCAACAAGACAAAGCAACAUGUUCAGACAUCCCCAGGGAAUUCGGAAGGCAAAGAUAUGGCCAUUUUGGUUUCUUCAAACGAUGAAUACAAGAAUAAAGAACUAAAUCAACAGGAUUUUGUAACAGCUUCUGGUUAUGAUGACAACAACCACACCGAGUAUCUCACAGUAAAAGAAGCUUUGAAGAAAAAAGAAUUCUACAUUAUGACGAGUUUUUUGUUUCUCCAGUAUUGUUUAAGUUCUUAUUUUAGUUCUCUUUAUAAGGUAAUUCAAUGUAACUUCCGUUGAACAUUUAAUAAAAGAAAUUU
Limulus polyphemus (Atlantic horseshoe crab) is the source of this 1424-nucleotide messenger RNA. RefSeq lists its product as uncharacterized. The transcript has 7 exons. Gene Ontology annotation, biological process: transmembrane transport. Gene Ontology annotation, molecular function: transmembrane transporter activity. The coding region runs from base 220 to 1404 and encodes 394 amino acids. The record is from RefSeq and is a predicted model, not a curated record. NCBI's taxonomy places the organism in Eukaryota, Metazoa, Arthropoda, Merostomata, Xiphosura, Limulidae.